Molecule: messenger RNA, 1623 nt
Organism: Seriola aureovittata
Lineage: Eukaryota; Metazoa; Chordata; Actinopteri; Carangiformes; Carangidae
Gene: alkbh2
Product: alkB homolog 2, alpha-ketoglutarate dependent dioxygenase
Exons: 4
Coding region: 165-953 (262 amino acids)
Biological process (GO): DNA repair
Source: RefSeq, a predicted model, not a curated record
CAUUCUCGUGCAGUGGAAACUCGGAGAACCACUUUCAAUAACAAGCAAAAACACAGUGGUGAUUGUGAACGCAGCCUGGAUUACGCUGCGCGUGUCGCGGGAAAUGAUAAAUCCGUUUGAAAUACUACUGCAAGUACACUAGUGCAACAGAGGAUAGGACUGCAAUGGAAAGCUUCUUGAUUCCGGGACAGAAGAAACGCUCCUGUACCAGUGAUGCCCUCACAAGAAGUCCAAGGAAGAAGAUUAAACUGGAGAAAGAUGAGAGGAUGAAGGAAGAGAAGGAUGAAGUAGAUGAAGAUUCAGCUUUAGCAGAGUUCUCUCUUCCUGUUCCCUGGCAAAAAAUAGAGGCAGAGGGACUAGACUGUGAUUAUGCCUUACUCUUCGCCAAAGAAGAAGCAGACCGACUCUUUAAACAGUUGGAGAAUGAGGUGGUGUACUCAACAGGAGAAGAAGCAAAGGUCCAGGUGUUUGGAAAGGUGUACAGUAUACCAAGAAAGCAGGCGACAUACGGAGAUGCAGGUCUAACCUACACUUAUUCUGGGGUGACACGUUCAGCCUGCCCGUGGACUCCAACCUUGGAAUCCAUUCGAGAUGCUGUCACAAAAACCACAGGACAGACGUUCAACUUUGUCUUGGUCAACAGGUACAAAGAUGGGCAGGAUCACAUGGGUGAGCAUCGUGAUGAUGAAAAGGAGCUAGAUCCCCUCUGUCCCAUCGCUUCUGUCUCUCUGGGAGCAGCACGAGACUUCAUCUUCAGGCACAGAGAUGCUCGGGGAAAACAGAGCUGCAGACAGAUUGAACCUGUGAAACUGGAACUCGCUCAUGGGAGCCUGCUCCUCAUGAACCCACCGACCAACACUUUUUGGUACCACAGCCUUCCUGUGCGCAAGAAAGUCCUACUGCCUCGCAUCAACCUCACUUUUAGACGCAUCGUACUGGCCAGCAAGAAAUGAGAGGUAGCCACGGCCAAGCAUGGAUUAUCCACAGGGGUAAAAAGUCCCUGAGCACAUGGACAAGAAUCACAAAUCUGAAAUGUGUUUCUUAAUGUAGCAGCUGGAUCUGAGCGACUAAAUGGCAGAACAGGGUGAAAUAAGUGAGGACCAGCAACUCUAGAGAAUGAAUCCGUGGUUUAACAUGAGAUAGGCCCAAAGCUCUGACUGACUCAGCUCUAACUUUAUCAGGUUAUGUUCUGUAUGGCAGCUCAGGUGAACAAUAAAAUAAACUAUUAUGAACAAUUCGAUCGUCUUGAAAAAAAUUACAGGCUCUCAAUGAGUGCAGAUCAUAUAGGCUACAUUGAGCCAGAAUGCAAUGUUGCAUGUACUUUGAUGGAGCAAAGAAGCAAUGGGGCACUGAGUCCUGAUUGCAGAUGAGGCCUUUAACAGUGUUCAUGUGUUGGAAGGAAAGACGUGUACUGUUGUAAAAAUGUUACUUGUUUGAAUUACAGCCAAUGGAUUAUGUGAUUAGCUGAACUGCAGCUUGAUAUUCGUCAGUCUCAGCUGUGGAUUACUAUAAUUACUAUUUAACUCGAGGUCAAUUUAACCCCGUCUCAGGGUCUUUACAAGCCGAUGGGGUUUGUAAACUCCAUCUAAAUAAACUUUGUCAGUCUCUGCCUUUGGCACCAAA